UUCAGGAUUAUCAGAACAAAAAAUACGGUAUCAUAAGCCGUACUAUAUGUAUACUGCUGAUAAAAUUACCAUUCAUACCUGUGUCAUAACUAGCCUAUAUGUUGCAUUUGAUAACAGCACAUAUGGUAAAAUAUAAAAACAGCGCGACGGUCAGUCACAAUCUGAAGCUAAAACCAUGCAAACGUCAAAGUUAAAACGAGUGUUUUGUUUGGUGACAAUCAAUAAAAACGUCUUCAGAAAUGCUGCUGUGGACAGUGCGUCCUCGCAAGAAAUUGGUAAAGAUAUAGAUGGCAUACGAUUAAAGUCAUUGAAGGAAAUACCGGGACCAAAAUCACUACCCGUUAUAGGGCAUCUGCACCAUUUCUUUCAAAACGGCGAACUACACGGCUUGUCAUCAUUUGAAUUGGGGGAGAAAUUGUUCAAGAAAUAUGGCCCCAUCUCUCAUUUGAAGACCAUUGGAACACCACCAGUUAUAUUUUUAGGGGACCCCGAAAGUUGUGCACAAAUCCUCAGAGGAGAUAAUUGGUUACCCGUAAGGCCAGGGUUCAAUUCUCUGGAUUAUUACAGAAUUAAACACAAAAAAAAUAAAAAUCCCGAAUAUUCCGGACUACUGACCGAACAUGGAGACAAAUGGAAAAACUUCAGGUCUAAAGUCAACCCAGCCUUGCUGCAACCGAAAACAAUCAAACUGCAUCGUACUGUUCUUGAAGAAGUUGCUCAAGAUAUGGUCAACAGACUUAGGUCAAUUCGAGCAGAAAAUAAUAUGAUAAAAACUAGUUUCGAUGUUGAAAUGAACUUAUGGGCAUUAGAAUCCAUCGGUGUAGUGGCACUUGGCCAGCGACUCAACUGUUUUGAUCCCAAUUUGCCCGAAGAUUCACCAGCGGGGAGGCUCCUAAAAGCUGUGGAAGAAAUAUCCAUACUAGUCGAGGAAUUGGAGUUUAAAUCUAACCUUUGGCGAUUAUAUUCUACACCAGAAUUUAAAAAAGCUAUGCAAAUAUAUGAGGAUCAUGAAAAUUCGACUAAAUAUUUCGUGGAUAAAGCAAAGGUGAAACUUAACACCAAGAACUUAAAUUCUAAUGAAGAAAAAGGUGUCUUGGAAAAAUUACUAGAAGUAGAUGAAGACGUAGCGCAUAUAAUGGCAUCUGACAUGUUAUUUGCUGGGAUAGAUACGACUGCAAACACAUUAACAGCGUCUCUAUAUCUUCUGGCGAUCAAUCCAGAAAGGCAAGAAAAGCUUAGAGAAGAAUUGAAGUCACAACAGAAAAGACAUUACUUAAGAGCUUGCGUAAAAGAAUCUUUAAGAAUAUUGCCGGUUUCCUCUGGAAAUGCUAGAAAAACAACUAAAGAAUAUAAUAUAUUGGGAUACCGCAUACCUAAAGAUAUAUUAGUUGUAUUUCAACACGAAAUGAUGUCGAGAAUGGAAAAUCAGUAUCCCAGACCUUUGGAGUACCUGCCAGAGAGAUGGCUUGUAGAUAAAGAAGACCCACUGUACUACGGCAACGCACAUCCAUUCGCUCACAAUCCUUUUGGUUUUGGUGUUCGCAGUUGUAUAGGUCGUCGCAUAGCGGAAUUAGAAGUAGAAACAUUCCUCGCCAAAAUGAUAGAGAACUUCAAAGUUGAAUGGUUCGGACCUCCGCUCAAAAUUAAAAGGACCUCCUUAAACUACACAGCGCCACCCUUUAAUUUUGUCUUAAAAGACAUCUAAAUAUGGGAAAAUAUAAAAUUGCAUACGAUAUUAUAAAAAAGACUCGCGCUCAGAGGAAAUUCUCGGUUUACUUCUAAUUUGUAACUAUCCAGUAACGUUUCCUGAUAAUCAUCCUCAUUAAUUCUAACUGUAAAGAUUUAUUUUGAUAAAU
This is a messenger RNA of Achroia grisella, 1856 nucleotides long. RefSeq names its product cytochrome P450 CYP12A2-like. Gene Ontology annotation, molecular function: heme binding; monooxygenase activity; oxidoreductase activity, acting on paired donors, with incorporation or reduction of molecular oxygen. Lineage: Eukaryota; Metazoa; Arthropoda; Insecta; Lepidoptera; Pyralidae. Bases 176 to 1705 code for a protein of 509 amino acids. The record is from RefSeq and is a predicted model, not a curated record. The transcript is spliced from 10 exons.